AUAUAAUACAGUAAUAAUAAAGUGCUGUUAUAAAAAAGCACAUAGAUACCAAUAAUUUUUCUUAACAAAUGAUAUUUUAUAGGAAUAUUUCGUGGCGAACAAAUCAAUGCGAGUAGUACCGGUGGCGAUAGGUUUGAUGGUUUCAUAUCUGUCAGCAGUAAGUUUACUUGGUGUGAGUUCCGAAAACUAUAUUCACGGUACACAAUAUGCUGUAAUUAUUUUUUCUUACGGCAUCGCCACGCCAUUCGUAGCCUAUUUCUAUUUACCAGUAUUUUUCAAACUCAACGCCACAAGUGUUUUUGAGUAUCUGCAAAAACGUUUUGGCACAACCACCAGAGUAAUAGCCAGCUUUGCCUUUCUACUCCAAUUAUUGCUCUACACUGGUGUCGUAUUGUAUGCACCCGCACUGGCUCUAGAAGCUACCACGGGUAUUUCAAUGAGUGUGAGCGUAAUCAGUCUGGGCCUGGUCUGCACAUUUUACUCGACUAUCGGUGGUAUCAAGGCAGUCCUCAUCACCGAUGUGUUUCAGAGCCUAUUAAUGCUGAUCGCUGUUAUCAUGGUUAUUGCCACUGCGGCUGUUGAUACCGGCAGUCUCGCUCGGAUCUGGCAAAUUGCGCGUGAAGGAUCGCGAUUGGAAUUUAACAACAUUUCUCUAGAUCCAACUGUACGACAUACUUGGUGGAGUCUAACAAUCGGUGGAUUCUUCACUUAUCUCUCUUUAUACAGUGUUAAUCAAGUUCAGGUCCAGAGAAUGUUGACUCUCAGAAAUGUAAAAGCCGCCCAACAUGCAUUAUGGUGGAGCUGGCCAAUGGCGUCGAUCAUGUCGCUCACUCUAAGUUUCACUGGAUUGGCGAUAUACGCAAAAUAUCAUAACUGUGAUCCCCUCAAGGAGGGUAAAAUAAGUUCGUACGAUCAAUUGAUGCCGCUGUACGUGAUGGAUAUGCUGUCGAACUAUCCCGGUGUACCUGGGCUCUUUAUAGCAGGGAUUUUCAGCGCUGGGCUCAGCACCAUCUCAGCCACGGUUAAUUCUCUCGCCGCUGUUAUCCUCGAAGAUUAUAUCAAGCCUCUCUGGCGUAUAAGAAAGAAGGAGUUAUCUGCGACAACAUCAAUAAUUAUUAGUAAACUACUAGCUGUUGCGGUCGGAGGAGCUUGUCUAGCCGUUGCUUUUCUGGCACAAUAUCUUGGCGGAUUAUUGCAGGCAGCUUUAACGAUUUUCGGUGUAAUCGGUGGACCUAUGUUAGGUUUAUAUACACUCGGCAUGUUCCUUCCAUCGUGCAAUCAGAGAGGCGCACUCACGGGCUUUAUUCUUAGUCUCAUGUUCUCCUUAUGGAUAGGAUUCGGUCAACCAAAACCGCCGAUUUCGGAACUGCACGUCUCAACCGAUGGUUGCGAAACCAAUAAAACUACUAUUAUGUGGUAUUAUGGGAGUGAUAAGGAAUUAGCUUACACAAAUUCACAAACCGAGGCAGAUAAAUCCUAUUUCUACCUUUACCGAAUCUCUUACAUGUGGUAUUGCCCAUUGGGAUUCAUCUUUGCUAUAGUCGCAGGAUGUCUUGCCAGCUGGAUCACAAGAUGGAUCUUUAAAGAAGACCAAACCGAAGUCGAUCCCUUAUUGUUGAGUCCAAUUAUGGCAAAUCAAGUACAGAAAAGACGAAAAAAAAUCGACGAAUUUCAUAAUACAAUAAGAUUUAAUAAAGAUUAAAGUCGUAAAUAAACUCAUAUUGUUAAUUUUUCUUUUGCACACAAGUAAAUCUUACGAACGGAAAAAUAUUAAUAUUUUUACUUCAUAAUCUAUAAAUAAUUAAUAUGUAUCAUCUGUACAAAAUAAAUAUGUUUGUACAUGUUCUAUUAACGAGAAUGUAAAUAAUGGAUAUUUAUUGUACAUGUGAGAACUUGAGAAGAAAAUUUAGAACUUUUAAUAUAUAAUGUAACUUAAUUAACUUUUAUGAUUAUGUAACUUUUAAUAUACAUAUAUUUAUUUUAAUAUCAUCUAUUUUUCAUUUUCAAGAUAUACCUAGGCAAAUCCUUGAUCAAAAAACUAAAAUGUAUAAAUGUUUAUGUAAUUUAAUUUUAUUCUUUAGCUA
Molecule: messenger RNA, 2084 nt
Organism: Ooceraea biroi (clonal raider ant)
Lineage: Eukaryota; Metazoa; Arthropoda; Insecta; Hymenoptera; Formicidae
Product: putative sodium-dependent multivitamin transporter
Biological process (GO): transmembrane transport; sodium ion transport
Cellular component (GO): membrane
Molecular function (GO): symporter activity
Source: RefSeq, a predicted model, not a curated record